Dreissena polymorpha is the source of this 980-nucleotide messenger RNA. Its product is annotated as thyroglobulin-like. Lineage: Eukaryota; Metazoa; Mollusca; Bivalvia; Myida; Dreissenidae. The record is from RefSeq and is a predicted model, not a curated record. The transcript is spliced from 4 exons. Bases 201 to 653 code for a protein of 150 amino acids.
CUCAUUUUAAAUUGUUUUCGACAUUGAACAUUAAACAUGUAAAAGUAUAAAGUUUUAAAAAAGCCGUCGUUCCAGCAGUGGAAGCGUGGCCUCACUUUAAUGCAUUGCAUUCUUAUCCGCAAGGUAUCAGGGUCAGUUCGCGGCCAGUAAAAUAAUCGUUAUAUAAUAUAGAAGCUAUCGCGUGAAUUAGGUGAACUGGAAUGUUCUUUAGACCAGAAAAUAUGUUAAAUGAAGAUAUUCAGCGAUAUAAUUAUGGUUCCUGCUCCGCAAAGCUUGCGGACGUGGAGGCAAAAUACGCCGCCGCCAACGGGAUGCUUAGGGGACUGGAGCGACCCCUUUGUGAAGCAAAUGGUGACUUCAAGGGAAUGCAGUACCAAGGCUCUCAAGCGUUCUGUGUCGCUCCCGACGGCUCUGAGAUUUCUGGUUUCAUGGUCAACAGGUGGGAGGCUGCCGACAUGGACUGCCAGUGCGCACGUGACCAGUACGCCUACCAGAAAACGGGCCUCAUUGGUCGGAUGUUCUCAUGUGAUCGCUUCGGAAACUACGCCCCCACCGGAUGCACGGGUUCGGUGUGCUUUUGUCAGGAUCGUAGCGGAAAACCCAUCGGAGACGCUCGGGUCAAUAUGGGACAGCUGGACGCUCUCAACUGCUAGACAAUGAUAUUCUUCUCUACGACUGAUAACCCAUUUAUGCCUAGCAUCUAGAAAAAAAGGACUUUGCAAACAGCGUAGACCCAGACGAGACGCCGCAUGAUGCGGCGUCUCAUCAAUGUCUGCGCUGUUUGCUCACAGGAAUUUCCGUAAGAAAUAUUCUAAAUAUAGAAAUAAAUAUACUAGACAUCCCUAAUUUUGGAAAUAAAUUGAUUAAAUUUAGAAGGAUGGGAGAGUCCACUCGGCAUAAAUGGGUUAAGAGAUGUUACUUUCUAAUAUCAUAAACGCGAUUUACUGCAUUUCGUAAAACGCGUACAUGUUAUGAACAAA